Molecule: messenger RNA, 3056 nt
Organism: Alexandromys fortis (reed vole)
Lineage: Eukaryota; Metazoa; Chordata; Mammalia; Rodentia; Cricetidae
Gene: Pias3
Product: protein inhibitor of activated STAT 3
Exons: 14
Coding region: 305-2164 (619 amino acids)
Biological process (GO): regulation of transcription by RNA polymerase II; protein sumoylation
Cellular component (GO): chromatin
Molecular function (GO): zinc ion binding; SUMO ligase activity; transcription coregulator activity
Source: RefSeq, a predicted model, not a curated record
CUUACACUCGGCAAGGGAUCACAGAAUUACUGAGAGUCAAGAGUCUCCUCUCUCCUAAGCGCUCCCAGGAGUUAACAGCUCCCGCUCGGCGCUGGGCUCCGCCUCUCUCUCCUCUCCGAGGUCCUGGCGGGCUUCUCCUGGAGGGGGCGGCCUCAGCAGCCACGCUCGGCCGGGCGGAGCUCUGGCCCGGGCGGAGCUGCGGCUGCAGCGUCCAGCGGCCGGACCGAAGCCCGGCUGUGCAGCCUGCGGGAGCGGCGCGAGCCCCUUCCGCACCGGGGCCCACACCCCCGCGACUCUGCAGCACAUGGUGAUGAGUUUCCGAGUGUCUGAGCUCCAGGUGCUCCUUGGCUUCGCCGGCCGGAACAAGAGUGGACGGAAGCACGAGCUCCUGGCCAAGGCCCUGCACCUCCUCAAGUCCAGCUGUGCCCCCAGCGUCCAGAUGAAGAUCAAAGAGCUUUACCGACGCCGCUUUCCCCGGAAGAGCCUGGGGCCCUCUGAUUUCCCGCUGCUGUCCUUGCCCCCUGGCGCCUCUCCUGUAGGCUCCCCCGGCUCUCUACCUCCCAUACCUCCCUCCCUUCUAACUCCUGGCACCUUGCUGGGCCCUAAGCGGGAGGUGGACCUGCACCCUCCUCUGCCCCAGCCUGUGCACCCCGAUGUCACCAUGAAACCGCUGCCCUUCUAUGAAGUCUAUGGGGAGCUCAUCCGGCCCACCACCCUCGCGUCCACCUCCAGCCAGAGGUUUGAGGAAGCACACUUUACCUUUGCGCUCACCCCGCAGCAGGUGCAGCAGAUCCUCACGUCCAGGGAGGUUCUGCCGGGAGCCAAGUGCGAUUAUACUAUACAGGUGCAGCUAAGGUUCUGUCUCUGUGAGACCAGCUGCCCGCAGGAGGACUAUUUCCCCCCUAACCUCUUUGUCAAGGUUAAUGGGAAACUCUGCCCCCUGCCGGGUUACCUCCCCCCAACCAAGAAUGGAGCUGAGCCCAAGAGGCCCAGCCGUCCAAUCAACAUCACAUCCCUGGCUCGGCUCUCAGCCACGGUUCCCAACACCAUUGUGGUUAAUUGGUCAUCUGAGUUUGGACGGAAUUACUCCUUGUCUGUGUACCUGGUGAGGCAGCUGACUGCAGGGACCCUUCUACAGAAACUCAGAGCGAAGGGCAUCCGGAAUCCAGACCAUUCCCGGGCACUGAUCAAGGAGAAACUGACUGCUGACCCUGACAGUGAGGUGGCUACUACGAGUCUCCGGGUGUCACUCAUGUGCCCGCUAGGAAAGAUGCGCCUGACUGUCCCAUGCCGCGCCCUUACCUGUGCCCACCUGCAAAGCUUCGAUGCCGCCCUUUAUCUACAGAUGAAUGAGAAGAAGCCAACCUGGACAUGUCCUGUGUGCGAUAAGAAGGCUCCCUAUGAAUCCCUUAUUAUCGACGGUUUAUUCAUGGAAAUUCUUAAUUCCUGUUCGGAUUGUGAUGAGAUCCAGUUCAUGGAAGAUGGAUCCUGGUGUCCAAUGAAACCUAAGAAGGAGGCAUCUGAGGUUUGCCCCCCGCCAGGGUAUGGGCUGGAUGGCCUCCAGUAUAGCCCAGUCCAGGAGGGGAAUCCAUCAGAGAAUAAGAAGAGAGUUGAAGUUAUUGACUUGACAAUGGAAAGCUCCUCAGAUGAGGAAGAUCUGCCCCCGACCAAGAAGCACUGUCCUGUCACCUCUGCCGCCAUCCCCGCCCUUCCUGGAGGCAAAGGAGUCCUGACAUCUGGUCACCAGCCAUCUUCGGUGCUGCGGAGCCCUGCGAUGGGGACCCUGGGCAGUGAUUUCCUGUCCAGCCUCCCACUACAUGAGUACCCACCUGCCUUCCCACUGGGGGCUGAUAUCCAAGGUUUAGAUUUAUUUUCUUUUCUUCAGACUGAGAGUCAGCACUAUGGCCCUUCCGUCAUCACCUCGCUAGAUGAACAGGACACCCUCGGCCACUUCUUCCAGUACCGGGGAACCCCUUCCCACUUCCUGGGCCCACUGGCCCCCACACUGGGGAGCUCUCACCGCAGCACCACUCCAGCGCCCCCUCCUGGCCGUGUCAGCAGCAUUGUGGCUCCCGGGAGUUCCUUGAGGGAAGGGCACGGUGGACCCUUGCCUUCAGGUCCCUCUUUGACUGGCUGUCGGUCAGAUGUCAUUUCCUUGGAUUGAGUUACUUGGAUUACGAAACCUUCUCUGCCCCCCAGCACUGAGCAGGUGUGCUGUGGGUUCCCAACCCCUGGCUACCCUGAUCCCUCAGGGGUCUUUGGCCAGAGGCCAGACCAGGCCUUCAAGGAUACCUACUUUUGGUCUUAUCUCUGCUUAAUAAGGCCGGUACUCAAAGGGUUAACAUUUAACCUGUUUUAAAGGGUGUUGGGGUCUGUUUUUGGAAGUAUUUUGAUGGUUGCACAUUCCUUUGGGUGUGGUGACCUAGGCAGUGGGAGGCAGAUGGAGAGAGAGGAGCUGAAGGAAGAGGGGGAUCCUCAGCCUUUACCAGGUCUACGGCCUCUUGGGGAAAAGGCACUUUGCUGGCCCGCAGGACGCCUUCCCUUCCCAAACUUGUCUGUCUGUCCUUUUCAUGUCCGUUCUGUUCUCUUUGGUCACACCGGUGACAGGCAGAUCUGAGACAUGAGGCUUCAGAGAAGGACAGAGAACUCUAUUUGGGGUUGCAGAUUUCUUUUUUGUACAUAAAUAAGAAAACCCAAAAUUAUCCAAAGAUGACACUCCUGCCUUCUACUUCCCAGUCUGACUUGAGGAGGAAACAAGGCCUUAGUUGCGAUGCCCAGGGCCUCGGACCUGCCUACUACCUGGGUCUCUCUAUUUAUAUAUUUAAGUUCACAGUGUUUCUUAUGCUAAACAACCAAGGGCCUACACUUCUAGUGACCUGUGGUCAGGCCUAGAUCAUUCUGCACCUUUUGUGGGACGUGGGGGCUCUGUGUUCUCCUUCCCAGUACUCAGGCCCUUGUAGGGUCAAGGCCCUAUGUUGUGAUUUUACUUUCUGUUCCCAGAGGUGUAGCAGGGUUCUUGCCUACAAUAAAGGUUGUGAAUGUUCUGUGAUUUCGUA